Messenger RNA from Xenopus laevis (African clawed frog), 2957 nucleotides. It is a transcript of the gene bspry.S, whose product is annotated as B-box and SPRY domain containing S homeolog. The record is from RefSeq and is a predicted model, not a curated record. Gene Ontology annotation, molecular function: zinc ion binding. Bases 518 to 1855 code for a protein of 445 amino acids. The transcript has 6 exons. NCBI's taxonomy places the organism in Eukaryota, Metazoa, Chordata, Amphibia, Anura, Pipidae.
CAUUAGAUAUCAUCUGAUCACGUCAUUAUCAUUGCUACCCGAAUCUGGGGGGAAAGAAGUGUAAGCUCAGAGGGAUACUGGACCAUUGGAAUAUUUGCCUUUAGGGCAAGAUGCUGAGGCAGUUUAUGUGCAUUCUUUGCCCAGGCACAAAAAAAAUGUAUCAUGGACAGAAUUUUGUGUGGAGGAGGCUGGGUGCUGGGUGCCCACUCAGAUGGUGACAGGGGCCUGCUUGGAUUCCCAGCAACAGUGGAUUGUAGGUGGCUUGGUGCCUCUAUGAGAGUUCCAACAAGACAGUGGGUGAGCUGAAUGCAGAGGGCAGGGUGCAGGGAGUGUGGGGCUGAUGCAGAGGGGAUGGUGCAGGGAGUGGGGCUGAUGCAGGAGGGCAGGGUGGCUGCAGGAGGUUGGCAGUGGGUGCGGAUUGCUGGGGGGGUGAAAGUAGCGACUCGUGGCCCCGCCCAUUCCCUACCUGUCGAACAGGUGCAGCGCACAGUGGAGAAUCGCACGGAGUUGCAGCGACAUGUCAGGGGAGCAGGGGCCACUGUGGGCGAUCUCGGGGCCCCAGAUGUGGGCAGGAAUCGGGCAGGAGGGACACGGGGAGCCCUGGGUAGGAGAGUGGAUCCCGGGCGAGCAGGAGAUCAGCCUGGGGGGCCCAGAAGAGGAGCCCGGUGACCUUGGAAUAAUCCCCGCACAGCCUGGCACAGCGGAGCAGCAAUCAGCAGACACCUGCCGGGAACACGGGGAGCAACUCCUCUGGUUCUGUUACCCCGAGUCCAGGCUCAUCUGCCCCCAGUGCCGGACCCACUGCCACAACCACCGGACUGUCCCCUUGGAGGAGAGAGCCGCCCACAUCCGGAACAAGAUUGUGGACCGGUGUGAGAAACUGCAACUGCAGACAGCAGGGAUAGAAAAGUACUUGGGGGAUACCCUGCCCACAAAGACCACACAUGUGGCGGCCACAGCCAGAGCGGCCAGGGAGCUGGUGAUCCAGAGGCUGAACCUGAUCAGGUCUGUGUGUGACAACGAGGAGCAGCGGCUGCUGGAAGAGGUCCAUGCUGAGGAAGAGAGGGCCCAGCAGGGAAUCCUCACCCAUAGUGCCCACUGGAACGAAUCUGCCCAGAAACUCUCCGAUAUUAGGACCUCCCUGGUGGACACACUGACCAAGCUCGAUGACCUCAGCCUCAUUAAUUCAGAGGAAGCCAUAGAACACAGGACAGAGGAAGCAGAAGGGAUCCUAGAGCCGCAGGACUCGGACAAGUUAAACUUUAACCCAAACUGCGUCCAGAGUCCAAUAUUGAACAGGCUGUGGGCUUCCUCCAUCUUCUGCUGCCCCGCAGUGUGUGAGGACCUGGCGUUUGACAUGAAGACCGCUGGGCCCCUGUUGGUGCUGACAGAGGACCAGGCUCUGCGGUUUCUCCAGAAAAAGCCCAAGAACUAUUCUGACGAGCCGGAACGCUUUAACCACUGGCCCAACUGCUUGGCCACCAGGUCAUUCCAAGGCGGCACCCAUACUUGGAAGGUGAAUGUGGAGAAAAGUGGUGCUUACAAACUGGGUGUGGCCUACGGGUCCAUGGCGCGCAAGGGCUCGGGAAACGACUCACGGCUUGGGUACAACCUGGAUUCUUGGGUCUUUUCCCGAUACGACAAGGACUUCCGCUUCUCCCACAAUUCCGAGCAUCAGGCGGUGGAGCUACUCCGAAACCCCAAACAUAUCGGGGUUGUACUGGAUUUUGACAGAGGGGAACUCAUCUUUUAUGACCCUGGUGCUUGCAUUAUCCUCCACACCCACCGGACCAAGUUCCGACACCCGGUUUUUCCCGUCUUCGCUGUGGCAGACGAGACCAUUGCCCUUAUAUAAUGAGUCUAAAGGGCAACUUGUACUAUUUAUAUUCAAAGGAAUCAUUUCCCAAACUGCCCAAAUACUUUAUAGUGUAACACAGCAACAUCUCUGCACCUGGACUCCAUAUUCAGCAGACUGCCAGCCCCCACCUGUGAUCCCCCUAGCCAUCAGCACCCUCAGGCACCCAUUGCCCCAAACUGUCAGUGGGGCCCUCGAUGUGCUCUAAACUAUUGAUUGUAUUAGAAGGACUGUGCCUGUCUUGCCAUGGACUUGUAAUAGAACUGCAAUCAUGAAUUUCACCCCAGGAGUCUGUCUGUCCUGCUGAGACAGUUCCUUUCUGUUUAUUCUCGUUUACCCACUGUAUGUAACUAUAAAUUAUAGGCACUUCCCUCCUCCCAUAUGUAUAAAUACAAAUAUACAGAGAAGGAAUAUUCUGUGAUGUAUUUGGGAAACCAGGGGGGCAGGAGAUGUAAGGUAUUUGGGUAACUGCAGUGUUUCACAUGAAGAACUGAAUCGCUGAAGGCAAAACCCACCUAGAUAUGAGAAUCCCCCCAUUUACACUGCUUCUUCCAGGGGUGGUUGACCUUUAGGUUCACAUUUAGAAGGUUAAAGAAUUGCCACUACUAAGGAACUUUUCAAUCUUUAUUAUUUACUAGACAUUAAGCCUGUUAAAUUAACGGGCGCUAGAACAUAUGUAACGACGGUCUGUGGGGCACAUGUGCAGUAGCGCAAUCCCACGGACACAGGGACUGGACGCAGAGACACUUCAACUUUAUUAUAUAGGAUAGUUGGGUUACCAGAUCUCUUGAAAUUUAGGGACAUUUAUCAGACAUGUCCCUGAAGUUUCAAGUGAUCUGGUUGAUCCUGUUAUGUUUUCUGUAAAAUCACAACUCUGAUCCUAGAUGUUUAAUGUGAAUCUCUGUCAUAAUGUAAAACAGGAUUCCUGGAAGAAAUGGCGGGUAUAGGAUCUCUAAUUACGGGAAGGCCAUCUCCCAUAGACUCCAUUUUAAUCAAAUAACUUAAAAUGUUAAAACAUAUUUUCUUUUUGAAUAAGAUAAUUAACAUUUUUAAACUUGCUUUCCUUUUUCUCUGUACUCAUAAAACAGUGUGUUGUACCUGA